UACCAGACGUGCAUGCAGGGAGUACCUGGAGCGCAGGGCAGGGAUGGGAACCCGGGGAUGAAUGGCAUUCCAGGCACACCAGGAAUCCCUGGAAGAGACGGACUGAAGGGCGAGAAGGGAGCGUGUGUGACUGAGAGGUUUGAGGAUCCCUGGAAACCCAACUUCAAACAGUGCGCCUGGAAUUCUUUAAACUACGGCAUUGAUCUGGGCAAAAUAGCCGAGUGCACGUUCACCAAGCAGCGUUCAGACAGCGCUCUGCGUGUGCUCUUCAGUGGUUCUCUCAGGCUCAAGUGUAAGACGGCCUGCUGUCAGCGCUGGUACUUCACCUUUAAUGGGGCAGAAUGUACCGGACCGCUACCCAUAGAGUCCAUUAUUUACCUGGACCAGGGCAGCCCCGAACUCAACUCCACCAUUAACAUACACAGGACUUCCACAGGUACCAUUUAUAAACUAUAGAUCAUUACUUUUUGUUUUCUAUAAGACAGUAAAUUUACAAGAUUGGAAAGCUGACACAAAGUGUACAUAGUCAAAAUAAGAUAAA
Messenger RNA from Sinocyclocheilus grahami, 541 nucleotides. Its product is annotated as collagen triple helix repeat-containing protein 1-like. The transcript has 2 exons. The annotation marks the transcript as partial. The record is from RefSeq and is a predicted model, not a curated record. Lineage: Eukaryota; Metazoa; Chordata; Actinopteri; Cypriniformes; Cyprinidae.